This is a messenger RNA of Volvox carteri f. nagariensis, 1558 nucleotides long. RefSeq lists its product as uncharacterized. The record is from RefSeq and is a predicted model, not a curated record. The transcript has 8 exons. Bases 155 to 1558 code for a protein of 467 amino acids. Lineage: Eukaryota; Viridiplantae; Chlorophyta; Chlorophyceae; Chlamydomonadales; Volvocaceae. Gene Ontology annotation, molecular function: protein binding.
UUGCAUAGUUCUAAGUGCAUUUUGAAGCAUUAAUCGGAAGGGUUUAGGCGUCAGGGUUCAGUAACUUGCGUAAGGAGUGCUCGUGCAAUCGUCGUGUUCCUUAAACGUUAUAUUUAGCACAUUAGGUUCCAUAAGGAUUUAUGUACUCGUAGAAAUGGAUGCUUUAAGUGGAGGACAAGUUUUACCAGGCGGCGUGCUUGAGGUUCGGACGCAUAAUCGGAAAGGGCGGAGCCUGUACACCACUCGACUUGUGAAGGGUGGCGAGACUGUCCUGGAUGAAGCACCGCUGCUUCUCCUCGUUGCCCCGGAAACGGCGCAGUCCACCUGCAUAGCAUGCCUACGGGCCGUUCGGCCGCAAGAGUGCAUCGAGUGCUCCGUGUGCCGCCAGGCGUGCUUCUGCAGCGCGACCUGUCAGCAAACAGCCCAAGGGACACCUUGGCUGCACUCGCAGCCCCUCUGCAGCGCCUACGCACGGCUCGCCAUGUUUGGGCUGCCGCCUGAACAGCAAUCCCAGCUGCGGUUCCUGCUGCACGCUCUUGCGCUGCGGCACGCGGGCACUGCAGAGGCAGGCGAGUUGGGAGCCGGACCCCAACCACUGGGGAAAACCCCAAUCGGGCGCCACAACCAGGAAAAAGGGCAACGCAGGUUCGCCGCGCUGUCAUGUCUGGUGGGCGAGGCCACGGAGGCGGAGCGGGCUGUGGCGGCUAGGCUGGCACCCCUGCUGGUGGAAGCCCUGAGAGAUCUCCAGGGAGUCGGCGGCUCCCUGCCCAUACCUUGGGACGUAGAGGAGCUGGCCAGGUUGCUGCGGAAGGAACAACUCAACUCCUAUGGCGUGUUGGCGGCACCCUACCAGUACCAGCACCAUCACCAUCACCAUCACCAUGGAGGAACCGCGGCGCCUGGACCCGGCUGCAGCGGCGAAGGUGGCAACGGCCAGACGGCCCCCAAGAGCAGUUGCGGUGCGGGUUGCAGUGGCGGCGGCAGUGGCGGGGAAGCGGGGGAUGGCGAGCGGCGGCUGCGGGGCAGCGCCCUGUACGCGCAGGCCUCCCUGAUCAACCACGAAUGUCUUCCCAACGUGGCGCGGUUUGACGACUUUGACAGCGACCUCCCCGACCGCACCCACGUCACAUUCCGCGCGCUGCACGACCUGCCUCCCGGUACGGAGCUGGCUCAGAGCUACGUGCCGCUGCACUGGGAUCUGGCGGAGCGGCAGGCGCAGUGCAGGGAGGUGUACGGCUUCGCCUGCACAUGCCCCCGGUGCCAGACGGAGUCCCGAUGGAGCGAUGAUGAUGAUGAUGACGAGGGUGAGGAGAGCGAGUGGGAGACGGACAGCGGCGGCGGGAACAUGGAGGCCGAUGGCGAGGACCGGGGGGCACCUGCGGCGGGCGGCGGGGAGGCCGCUGCUAUGCCGGGCGAUGGCGGUGUGGAGAUCGAGAUGCAGGAAGCCCAGGCAGGCAGGCCAACCAGCCAGCAGGCAGGCAAGCAGCCUGCCCUGCAGCGAACAAAGGGCGAGGAAGCCCGAGGCCCUUUCGGGGUCGAGGCCUUCGGAGAGCUCUAG